This is a messenger RNA of Porites evermanni, 2996 nucleotides long. The record is from the annotation of a GenBank genome assembly. Lineage: Eukaryota; Metazoa; Cnidaria; Anthozoa; Scleractinia; Poritidae.
AUGAAGUCUGCUGUUGUUCUUGCAGUUUUUCUGACAUUUAGUUGCAGCGAUGCCUUUGGUAUCAACACAGUGUCGUCUCUGAAUGUUACCCAAUAUCUUGGCCGCUGGUACCAGGUAGUUUAACCGAAACGUAAAUGUGUGCUUGAAAGACAAUGUAUCGGUAUAUUUGAGUGCUACGCAGUGUACUGUAGUAUUUGAGAGGAGUUUGAAAAUGCUCAAUUCAAAUUGCUUUCAACAAUAAAUUUUGUUUUUUGCUGGGGACAAAUCUAGUAGAGUCAGUAGAGCUACUAGCACGUACGCUUAUGUAAUACAUGGGUCGCGUCACGAACUGCAAAUAAGUAGAUACCACGCGAUCCGUAGGAUCUAGUGAGAGCUCACAUUCAUUCUGGAGAUAGCAAAUAUCGAUAGUUCAACUUAAGAAAUUGUGUUUCUGUUCUGUCGGGUAAUAUGGGAUGAUUUCAUAUGGAGUGAUUCUUAGCGAGGAUAAGAAUAUUAAUGUCAAUAUUUUAACACGCGUAAAAUCCUAUCUGUUUUGAUACUUAGAAAGAAUUAAUCCGCCUUAGUGGAGUAGCUAAACCGAGGGAAAACUGAAUCAUUCAGAAAAGUUUAAUUGGAUUUGGAAGACAGAGAGUUUGCGAUAUAUUUAUGUAUAUUAAAUAGCAAUAAACAUUUCAGACUAAGGGGUGGUAUACUAAAGGGGCAUCUUUUCUUUGAAAGAUGAUUUGUAAAAAGAUAAGAGGUUUGGCCUCGGGAUUGAGCCUUCGUAAAUAUUAACAACAACAACAACAAUAACAUAAGCUUUAUUUGCAUGACUGAAAUAUAACUUUAUCAAGUGCCCCGGCCUCCCCCCUGUUCCCUCCCGUAUCUUAUCUUGGCGAGCAACACGGGUCUUGAAACAACCCACUAGAAAAGCGCCUUUCGCGGCUAUAAUUUUCAUACAGACUCAGAGAACGGCAAUGAAUAUUGCUUCAAGGCAUUUGUUUUUUGCAGAUGUACUCUGAUGCCGCGGUGAUGGAUACUUUUGAGCGUGACGCUGUUUGCGUGACAGCUGAUUGUGAGUAAUAAGUUUUUCGUUAGUCUCUCUCGCACACAAAAGGCUACGAGGAUGACUCGGGGGGGGGGGGGGGGCUUCGGGGAAUUCUUGGUGGAGGGGUCCCCCCAUGUGGAAGAUGCGCUUGCUGGCGGGGGAGUUGAAGUUUUGGGCCGGUGCCGUGUUUUCGGGAUGCUUAAGUGGGAGAUAAAAGUUUUUCGUUUGUCUCCCUCCACACAAAAAGGCUGCGGGGUUGUCCGGGGGGGGGGGGGGGUGCUUCAGGGAAUUCUUGGUGGAGGUGUGCCGCCCUAUUUCAGACCAAAAAACGUCAUUUUUCACACGCGUUUUCAGACCUGACCUCGAGGAAAUUAUGUCAUCAUUACUUAGACUAGAAGGUAACAAUAAAGAUUUCUUAAAAUCCAUUUCCAAUUCGCAUGUUUCUCUUUCUUUCUUACUCAUUUGGAAUUAAAAGUAUAAAUAAGUUCUUACACUUCCGUAGAUCCCUUGAAAACCAUAACCGUUUUCAGACCAAAACGGCGGUAAAACCAUACCCUUUGCUCCUUUUAGCACUGGUUUACUUGCUUAUUUUUUUGUCGGUUGAAAUUCUGUCUACAUAUACCCUAUCUUCUUGCCUUUAAAAUAAAAACACGCCAUGGGCGUAGAGCAUAGUUAAAGAUUGUUUUGUCUUAAUAUUAUGUUAGAAUUUUCUGAACUCAGAGCAAAUAUUCUGUUUGAAUUCGUGGCUCUCACAAUUAAAGCGGAAGCUUCAUUAGCAAAAUGAAAUUGUAAAACUUCAACUUUCUAUCACAUGAUUCACUCAGAUCACAUAUUUUUUUUACUUUUUGUGGCCUCCUAAUAUUGUUGCUUUUGUUUAGAUUCUCUUCGAAAAGACGGCAAGAUCGGUGUUCUGAACAGUGAAAGGCUCAAAACAGAAACUGGUGAAGCAAAGAGCAUAACAGGAUAUGCCUACAUACCCAACCCAAAAGAACCAGGGAAGUUGAAAGUGCACUUGGAAGGAACUCCUUUUGACGCCCCUUGUAAGUAGAAAUCAAGAUACGCCUUAUAUUAAAACGUAGCCUGUUCCAGGCGUUCAGAUAGUGGAGCACGGGAGAAAAAUUCACGAAGAAAAAAAAACGAGGGAAGACUAGAAGGAGAAAGGGUGUACAAUGUAACUCGCUCCCCACUGACCGCCGCGCUCUACUAUCUGAACGCCUGGAACAGGCCAAUUAAAACGUCUUAUCUGCUGCGUAAAGAUGACCUCUCUAAAGACGAAUAAAGUCAACUCCAGCUCCCAUCCUCAUUUAUGGAUCUGUAAUGUAUUAUCAGUAUUGCAUAGAGUACGUCCUGGGCUGCCUGUGCGGUCACACCUUGUGUAGCAUUGAAGUUCUUCUUUAACGUGUCUUGAGCCUGUGUAAUCAGAUGCUCUUUUCUCUCAACAGACUGGGUUGUAAAGCUGGGGCCCGCAUCGUUCGGAGAGAAAAAUUUGUAUCAGUACGCAGUCGUCACAGACAACUUGCAGAUUGGAUUGUACGUGCUGGCGAGGGAUGUCAACAACUUCAGAAGCCAGUAUGAUAAAGAAGUAUUAAGCUGGCUGGCCGAAAAUGGCUUCACACAUUUUUACAACAAGCCUGUUGCAACAGUGCAGAACGAAAAAUGUCUCUACCCAGACAAAAAGUAUUUCUAUCAGCCAAUCGGAGACUUCCUGAAACAGAAGUAGAUCGCAGUGCUUCCCACUGAACCGAGAGGUCAAGUGGAUACGAAGUAGCGCUUGAAUUCCAAAACGUGGAACGCCCCCCAAUAAACUGAAAAAAUAAUAAUGCUCGAUAUCUAGAUUAAGCAGGAAAUUUUGAUAUUUUAAAAUGAGUUUGAUUAUUUUUCCCAAAGGAAAUGGAGAGAAUGCUUAAAGCAAUCAUACUUUUAUUGUUUGUAACAAGCUAGUUGAAUAAAAAUUGUCGCUUAUGUACCU